GCAGCUUGGAAGACCAAAAGCCGACGACCGACUACACGGCGGUCGUUGCAACGCCCAAGGCCAAUGACGACGCUGCCGACGUGCCCAAGGCGUCGUCGACUAUCGAGAGCUGCUCGACGGCGUUCCUCUUCCUCCUCUGCUGCCCCAAGAUGGCGCUCAACGUCGCGUGGGCGGCGCAGUGGGCGGCGCUCGGCCCGCUCCUCCAGAUCCUCAUUCCGUCGUCGUGGGUGCAGAUCGUCCAGCUCGUGGGUCCGAUCUCCGGUCUCCUCAUCGCGCCGUCCAUCGGUGUCCUCAGCGACAACUGCACGUCCAAGUUUGGUCGCCGCCGCCCGUUCCUCUUUUGGGGUGCGCUCAUGAGCUGCCUCUGCUGGCUCGUCAUGAUGUUCUGCACCGACAUUGGCGAGGCGCUCGGCGACACGCCCGCCAAGCUCCUCGACACGCUGCCUCAAGACCAAGUCUCGCGCAAGUGGACGACCGUCUUUAUCAUCCUCACGUACAUUUGGAUGGACAUUACGCUCAAUUUGACGCAAACGCCGCUCAACCUCCUCAUCGCCGACUUUGCCGGCGAGCGCCAAGUCACGGCCUCGUCGCUCGGCAACGCCUACUCGAUCGCCGGGUCGUUCGUUGUCUCGGGCUACAUCAUGGCGUUUGGGCCUGCGCACGAGAGCGUCAAGCCCUUCAUGUGUCUUCUGAUCGCAGUCAUGCUCAUCACGGCCGGCGCCGUGCUCUACUUUGUCAAGGAAAAGGUGUUUGUCGCGCAAACGACGAGUGUCUCCAAGGCCCAAGAGAUCAAGAACGCGUUCGCGGCUGUCUGGACUGGCAUCCGUCUCCUUCCCAAGACGCUCGCCAUCUACUGCGUCAUCAUCGUCUUUGUGCAGUAUGGCUUUACGGCCUACAUGGGUGCGAAGGGCCAGUUCUUUGGUCUCGUCGUCAAGAACGGCUCGUCCGACAACGCCGACAAGUGCGGCCACGACGGCAACCCCGCGUGCUCGGUCCAGCAGAUCGCCUACAACGACGGCGUCCAGCUCGCGGGCGGCGUCACCGACACGAUCUACAACUGCGUCUCGCUCCUCUAUCUGGCCGUCCUCCCGUACCUCGUGCGCAAGUUUGGCGUCAAGAAGGUCAUCACGGCCUCGAUCGUCCCGCAGAUCUUCCUCAUCGCCAUGGCCUACUGCAAGGUCGUUGCCAUCGACAUGAUCAUCGUCAUCGCGUGCGCGUUCACGCAGAACACGCUCCUCUCGCUCUUCAUGGCCACGAUCAUCCACGUCAUUGGCCACGAAGAAAACUCGGGCCUCGGGCUCUUUGCCGGCGCGCUCAACUCGGCGUACUGCGCCGGCCAGUUUCUCAACUUUAUCUUUUCGUCGAUCCUCGUCACGUCCUCGAUGGGCUACGCGCUCCCGAUCCUCGUCGGCGGCGUCCUCUCGGCCAUCGGCUUUCUCAUCUCGCUCGUCUUCUUCAAGAUCGAGCUCUACUCGACAUAACGUCAACUAAUGUAUGCAAGCUGGGGAUCGUACCCACGUCUGUCGAUUCAAGUGGA
This is a messenger RNA of Saprolegnia diclina VS20, 1537 nucleotides long. RefSeq lists its product as hypothetical. Lineage: Eukaryota; Oomycota; Saprolegniomycetes; Saprolegniales; Saprolegniaceae. Gene Ontology annotation, molecular function: sucrose:proton symporter activity. Gene Ontology annotation, cellular component: membrane. The record is from RefSeq and is a predicted model, not a curated record. The coding region runs from base 150 to 1481 and encodes 443 amino acids. The transcript has a single exon.